AUGGCUGAAUUGAUGGAGAACCCAAAGGUGAUGGAGAAGGCUAAAGCUGAGGUUAGAAAGAUCUACAAAGAAAAAAGAUUUGUGGAUGAAAGUGAAAUUUACCAAUUGAAAUACUUAAACUCAAUUGUGAGAGAAACUUUAAGGCUUCACCUACCAGGAGUACUGCUACUUCCACAAGAAAAUAUUGAGAAAUGUGUGAUCAAUGGAUAUGAGAUACCUGAAAAGAUCAAAGUCAUUGUCAAUGAUUGGGCAAUACUAAGAGAUCCCAAGUUUUGGGAUGAUGCUGAUACUUUCAAGCCACAGAGAUUUUUGGAUAAUCUAAUUAAUUUAAAGGAACAAACUUUGAUUAUAUACCAUUUGCUACCAAAUGGAAUCACUCAUGUUGAAUUUGACAUGUUUGAGACAUUUGCUGCAAGUGUAAGAAGAAUUGAGAAGCUUUGA
This is a messenger RNA of Prosopis cineraria, 441 nucleotides long. Its product is annotated as salviol synthase-like. Bases 1 to 441 code for a protein of 146 amino acids. The record is from RefSeq and is a predicted model, not a curated record. The transcript is spliced from 2 exons. Gene Ontology annotation, molecular function: oxidoreductase activity, acting on paired donors, with incorporation or reduction of molecular oxygen; heme binding; iron ion binding. NCBI's taxonomy places the organism in Eukaryota, Viridiplantae, Streptophyta, Magnoliopsida, Fabales, Fabaceae.